Molecule: messenger RNA, 821 nt
Organism: Panicum virgatum (switchgrass)
Lineage: Eukaryota; Viridiplantae; Streptophyta; Magnoliopsida; Poales; Poaceae
Product: EPIDERMAL PATTERNING FACTOR-like protein 1
Exons: 3
Coding region: 115-501 (128 amino acids)
Biological process (GO): stomatal complex development; guard cell differentiation
Source: RefSeq, a predicted model, not a curated record
UCUAUGAGUACAGCAACCAAACAAAAGCACCUUGCAUCUGGCAAACCUGGCCAGCUAGAGCCUGCACCUCCGAUGCGAGCCAGGCUCCUCCGGUACUGAAACCAAUCAGGCCCCAUGGGACUCCGGCUUUACUCCUCAUCCCUGCUGCUGCUCCUCCUGCUAUCCUCUCACGGCCUGCAGGCUGCCGAAGGUGGAGCGCUGCAUUUCCUGCCCCCCAAGGAUCCACCAAAGAUUGGCAAGGGCGUGGCGGUGGCGGAGUCGCUGAUCGGGUCGAGGCCGCCGCGGUGCGAGGGCAAGUGCGCGCCGUGCGGGCGGUGCGAGGCGGUGCAGGUGCCGGUGGCGCCGCGGGUCGACGGCGGCAGGGGCGAGGCCGAGCCCGGACGCGCCCGCCCGUUCGGCAGGGCCGCCGGCGCCGGCGCCAGGGUCCAGGAGAGCUACACCGACUACAAGCCCCUCAACUGGAAGUGCCGGUGCGCGGACCGGCGAGCCCUGGAUCCGUGAUCCGGCUGCGACCUCGACUCCUCCAGCUGCUGAUGCCGGGCCCGUGAUAGUUACUAGACUUGAUUGCAGUUGCUGGAUGAUCCAUGAUCCAUUGAUCAUAGAUUGAUCUUUUAGAUGUUCUCGUCGCUAGCUAGGUUUUGGUACGCAAUAGAGAUGCUUGUAGUUCGGCUAGUGAUCAGGCUCUUUCAAGGGUUGCUUCUUAGUAUCACUACUCCGUGUUAGCCUAUAAUUAAGCUAGGAUGCGAUGUAAUUAAUCAGAGUAGAGAAACGAUGUCACUUGUGCAUCAGUAGCCUGGCAUUACCAUUUCAGUUCAUGACAA